CUUACAGUCCCAUUGAAACUCAGGAAACAGACUCCUGUACUCUCUUGGAAGUACAGGCUCAUCUUCUCGACGCUAACAUGGAUCCAGCUUAUCGAGGUUUGGGUCGCUGUGUGUGCUGUUUUUGGCUCGCAGUUGCAUUCGACAUAGUGGGGCUUGCCGUACUUCUCAUCGGGGUAUUUGUGAAUGUAUUUUUCUACGACUUGCUCAUCUACGCGGGCGCCAUCGUCAUCUUCCUCAGCCUCAUCUGGUGGGUUUUUUGGUACUCAGGGAACGUCGAAGUGCCCCCAGCAGAGCUAGAAGAUGAUGUCGGGUUACUGAAGAAGAAAAAAGGUGAAAUAAGUGGUAUCAGCGGACUGGUGAGACGUCUAUCGAGUCGUGUCUCCAGUGGCGUCAGGGACUCGUUCCGCAGAAACAGAGGACCAUCCAGCGCUCGCACGGCCAGGGUGGAGGGGUCAGCAAGCGGGCCCCCAGUAGCUGCUGCUUUGGCAACGAUGGCACAGGAGGAAGUGACCCCUCACACAAACUCAGGGGUUGGUUGUGUUGUACAGAUGCAGUAACCUAUGCUUCAGAGACUCCCCCAACAUAGUGUGACCUGCCCACAGCACUGCCCAGUCAGUAUCAUCACCCAUCAAUUCAUCCCCCAUCUGGUCUCAACAACUCAUCAGCCUCCUCCACCACUAGUGUCUGGACUCCAUGGGGAUUUAUCAUGCUGAUGCUCUAAGCAGAUAUCGGCCAUUUACAAAACCUCCCCAUAGGAUCUAAGCACCAAAGAUCUUCUGUCAAGCCGUAUCAUGUUUUAUCAUUUUUUUGAUAAUUGUUCAUGCCUGCAGAUUAAAAUGGACUGGAAAGCAAACAAAACAAACAUGAUAUUUUUUCCUCUUAAGCAAGUGUGGUUCUUAAUAAUGAUGCUAAGGACAGAUUUGUAUGUCUUUGACUUCUCUUUGCUACUGAAAUGUCCUGUUGUGCGGUAUAACUUACUUCUUGUUUGAUUUGCUGCAAAAGAGCCCUUUGCUCUCAAUGAAAAUAAUGUAUCAUGGGUUAAAAGCAAAUCCCUUUUGGAAUUUCAGGUAACUAAAUAAGAUAUGAUAUUCAUAUGAAUGUGCUGAACCAUAAACUAUUAAAUUGUUGUAGUUUUAAUUCUACAAGAAUAGAUUAAAUGAGAGUGUAUAUAUUAAAAAAAAGAAAGUAUUAAACAAUAAUUAAAAAUGCCAUCCAAAUCUUGAGCUCCCCUCGACUUUGCAAAGCCUCUUAUUGAGAUGUGAAACAAAAAUGGACAUGAGUCAUUUUAAGAAGCCAUUUUGAUUUUAAAAUGAUGUAAAUAGAUUAAAAAAAUGUUACUUGCAUGGCCUGCUUAGCAGUAAAGACUGCAGUCAAGGUAAUGCUAACAUGCAUCAGGCAGCUUAAACCUAGGCAUAGUGUUUCAUAAAGCGACCACUAAAUCAGAGCCUUAAAGAGAUUGCUUUUUUUCAUUCAUCUAAAUUUUUCAACGUUCUGAUAAAUUUAAAUUGUUAAUUCUCACAGUGGUUAAUUUCUGAGUGUGUAUUCAGUGCUGUGGAAAAGUGUUUGCUGCCUUUCCGAUUUCUGUUUUUUUUUUUUUUUUUGCAUAUUUGUGACUUAAUAUUUCAGAUCUUCAAAUUUUAAUACUAGACAAAGAUAACCCAAGUAAAAACAAAAUGCGGCACAAGUGAUGAUUUAAUUUAUUAAGAGAAAAAACCAUAGCAAACCUACCUGGCCCUUUGGGAAAAAGUAAACCCCCCUCAAGCUAAUAAAUGGUUGCUCCACCAUCUAAUACUUAAAUUUGUUUGAUGAUCUGAAAUACUUGAGUGUGACAAACAUGCACAAAUAAAUAAAUAAUAAGGAAGGCUUUUUCAAGGCACUGUAAUUCACCUCAUGCUGCAAAAUGCUAAGUCAUGAUUUCACUUACACUCUUGAAAACAGUCUGCCUUUGUUAUCAUUGUUGUGAAUUUGUACUUGAAGAUCUUGAUCCCAAGGCCCUGGAACUCAAAUAUUAUCUGGUAUAAACACAAAUUAUUCUUUAAAUGAGUACUGGAUAUUUUUUAGUUGCUCAUUGGAACAAUCUACUGGAUAUGUAAGAAGCAAUGUAAAAUGAACAGCAGCACGCUGACCAGUAAAGGAACCAGCACUGCCUGAAGUAAUGUAUGGGAGAUUUCAGACCAGUACAAGGGCUCUGUGCAUUACAAUAGAACUGCAUUAAGUUGCACUCAAGUUAACAAAUCUGCUUUGAUAGAAUUUGAUUAAUUGGCUUGUACACAUCCAUCUCAGGUCUUUUGUUUGUUUGUUUUUUAAUGCAUAUUAACUUUAUGCAAAUUCUUGAUGUGAAUGUAAACAGCCUGUAUAAUUAAUGUAGUGGAGGUUAUCAUGUGUAAAUAAAACACAG
Molecule: messenger RNA, 2398 nt
Organism: Cheilinus undulatus (humphead wrasse)
Lineage: Eukaryota; Metazoa; Chordata; Actinopteri; Labriformes; Labridae
Product: transmembrane protein 238-like
Exons: 2
Coding region: 78-557 (159 amino acids)
Source: RefSeq, a predicted model, not a curated record